Messenger RNA from Camelina sativa (false flax), 1014 nucleotides. The record is from RefSeq and is a predicted model, not a curated record. Lineage: Eukaryota; Viridiplantae; Streptophyta; Magnoliopsida; Brassicales; Brassicaceae.
AUCAACGAGCUUCGGUUCCUUCUCUACCUCGUUGGCUCCCCUCUUAUACCUCUUCAGGUUCAAGUCGGUCACUCUGUUCAUAAGCCUGUCAAAGAUUGCUCCAUUCAAGCUUCAACGGCGAAAUACAUAGUGCAGCAGUACAUAGCAGCAACGGGAGGACCAGCGGCGUUAAACGCCGUGAACAGCAUGUGCGUCACGGGGCAAGUGAAGAUGACGGCGUCGGAGUUUCACCAAGGAGAUGAUUCCGGCGUUAAUCUAAAGAGCAACGACGAGAUGGGUGGUUUCGUUCUGUGGCAAAAAGAUCCAGAUCUUUGGUGUUUGGAGCUCGUCGUCUCCGGUUGUAAAGUCAUAUGCGGAAGCAACGGUCGGCUUUCGUGGCGACAUUCCUCUAACCAGCAAACCCCGGCUUCUACCGGACCGCCAAGACCUCUCCGCCGGUUUUUACAGGGGUUAGAUCCGCGUUCGACGGCGAAUCUGUUUCUUGACGCGACGUGCAUCGGAGAGAAGAUAAUAAACGGUGAGGAUUGCUUUAUCUUGAAACUGGAGACGAGUCCGGCGGUUCGAGAGGCUCAAAGCGGUCCGAGUUUUGAGAUCAUUCAUCACACGAUUUGGGGUUAUUUCAGUCAAAGAUCGGGACUUCUGAUCCAGUUCGAGGAUUCGCGACUUCUAAGAAUGAGGACCAAGGAAGACGACGACGUUUUCUGGGAGACUAGUGCUGAGUCGGUCAUGGAUGAUUACCGUUACGUUGACAAUGUGAACAUCGCUCACGGCGGGAAAACGUCGGUUACGGUUUUCCGGUACGGUGAAGCGUCGGCGAACCAUCGGAGACAGAUGACGGAGAAGUGGAGGAUCGAAGAAGUUGAUUUUAAUGUCUGGGGUCUCUCGGUCGAUCAUUUUCUUCCUCCGGCCAAUUUGCAGAUCGGAAUUUGAUUUACGUUUUCAUAAACUUAUUUUUGUUAGUUUUAACUUUUAAAUAUAUAUAUCAUCAACUCAAUAGGUGCAAUUGAGAUGUUC